AUGGCCUCUGUGCUCAAACCUCAUCUCACGCGUCUUCUCCAAUCCCUCCCUCCUUCUCCACCCCCUGAACAGCUCAAAGAACUCGUUGAAAAUACUCUCUCCCAGGCGCAGACCAACCUUUCGCCAGAGAUCUGCAAGAGUGUGUGGGAGCACCUGCUCAAAACCGCCGUUUUCGAUCUUGCCUGCACGGAAGGGGAGGCGCUCAAAGAUGGAGGGAUGUCUUAUUACGAGCAGAUGAAGGGCUUGCUGGAUGUGGUGUUAACGUUCACAGAGCUUGAGGCUUGCGAGACGACACUGCCAUUUUUCGUGCUGCAAGACUUGCUCGAAAUGCAGACGAUUGAGUCGUGCUCACACAUUUUCUCGUGGAUCGAGUACCGCGCUGAUCGUCUAAUGGAGGGCCUCGUCCCACAGAAGGGAAAAGCCCUCGUUUUAUUGCGGACACUCAACGACCUUCUUCGGCGGCUAUCGAAAACGGGCUCGACGACAAUUUUCUGUGGCCGGAUAUUGACACUGCUUAGUGGGGUGUUUCCGCUGGGUGAACGGAGUGGUGUGAACUUACGGGGAGAGUAUGGGCCGACCUGGGAGCCCGUGAAAAUAUCAGCGGAGCCGGAUGUGGUCAUGGAGGAGGUGAAGAAAGAAGAGGAAGCCGACGGCAUGCAGCUGGAUGAGCCCAAAAACACGCCAGUAACCCCAAUCGACAAGAAAGAAGGUGCGUCUUCAGCAAAGAAUUCGAACACAAUCAACUCUGGAGGAGACUUUUACAACACUUUCUGGUCGUUGCAACUUCCGUUCUCUAAACCUCCGCUGUUCGCUCUGCCUGGGACAUUCGACGAGUUCAAAGAAGCAGUUACAAAGGUGCUCCCGGUCAUCAAGGAAGCUACAGCCAAGGAGCGGGCGAUGAUGGGUAGUCGGGAUAAGCGGAAACGCGAGCCGGAGUCAGAGGAGGGCAGCACUGUGACAGAAUACUUCUUCGCCAAAUUCUUGACCAGCCCCGAAUUGCUCGAUCUGGAGAUUGCAGACACCCACUUCCGCAGACAAUUCCUCUUUCAACUCGCUAUUCUUCUCACCCAUCUCCAAACGUUCACCAAAGCCGCCAAGGCGGGCUGGGCGACAGCUCGAAAUCGGUCGCUUCAAAUGGACUUUACGCUCGAACCGCCACAAGCUGAAUGGGUCCAAGACACACUCAGUAAAGUGAUGGAGGAGCUUAAACAGACGACGCCGAAUGGACGAGCAUUUGCGGAGACUGUCAGCACGAUUCUCGAGCGCGAGAAGAACUGGGUCAAGUGGAAGAACGAGUUGUGUACUGCAUUCGACAAGGAGCCAUGGUCGGACGAAAUCAACGACACGUUCGUGGGGCUGCUGGAAGCAACUGAGCAACUGCGUCUGGCAAUGCGGGAGCCGCCUGCGGAAUGGGAGUGGCGGUUGGGGACGCAGCCUUUGACUGAGAUCUGGGAUAUGGGCUAUAGAGAGUUGCGGGAUGUGCAGAUGCCAUUCAGAGCUGGUGAUGUGAAGGACUUUGUGAAGGAGCUCAAACGAACGGACCAUAAGAUUGAAAUGCGACAAAAGCGACUAGAUAUGAUGGCGAAAAAGCUUGCUGCAAAACCUGAUUCAGAGGAAGCAGCAAAGCCAGCGGAAGAUGUUGCGAUGCCACCGGUUGAGCCACCGCCAAAGCCAACCGAUGAGAUUCUUAUUGAGCUGGAAGAGAGUAAACACAGGACGGCAUGGGUUGCGCUGCGAGCAGCCCGUGAAGUGCAUUUGCAACAUUUUGGGAAGAUAGGAACGGGGGACAUUGAGUUGUUGUUGAAGGAGAUCGAGAAUGAGAGCGAGAACGGGAAGCAGGUGCCAGCCUCGUCUACCUCCACAGAUGCGGGCGAUGUCGGAUCUGGUAGUCCGAUGACCAACCCCCGGACCGUAGGGGAAGAUGGUGAUAUAAAAAUGAGAGAUCGAUAG
Messenger RNA from Mycena indigotica, 1950 nucleotides. Its product is annotated as THO complex subunit 1. Gene Ontology annotation, cellular component: THO complex part of transcription export complex. The transcript is spliced from 6 exons. Bases 1 to 1950 code for a protein of 649 amino acids. Gene Ontology annotation, biological process: regulation of DNA-templated transcription elongation; mRNA export from nucleus. The record is from RefSeq and is a predicted model, not a curated record. NCBI's taxonomy places the organism in Eukaryota, Fungi, Basidiomycota, Agaricomycetes, Agaricales, Mycenaceae.